AUGGGUAUAAGUGUCUCUAAAAAUAUUGAAAAUAAAAAUGAUAAAAAAACAGAUGAAAAUAUUAAAAAUGAAAAACAAGAUAUUGUAACAGAAUUGAUACAUAAAAUGUAUCCAUGGAAAGAUAUAACAAUUGGAGCAAAUCCAAUAUUUCCAGAUAAUCAUGUUCAUCAUUUACGCCGUACACUGGAGUUAAAUGAAAAAACAUACCAAUCAUGGAUAAAUUCUAUAUCUGAUAGUGAACAAGAAGACAAAUCAUCAUUUAAUUUAACUAAAAAUAAAAAAACAAAAAAGAAAAUUGUCAAACCAAAAAUAAAAGUUAAAAGAAUAAAAAAUUAUAUUGAACCAAGUAAAAACUUAAUUGAUAAUAAAAGUUCUUCAAAUCAAUCUAAAAAAUUUUAUAACUCCCCCUAUAAACUACAACCUUUUACAUUUACAAGAGUGCCCACACCACAAUCAAAAUUUUUGAUAUCAAAAAAUUAUGAACAUUUAUAA
This is a messenger RNA of Strongyloides ratti, 492 nucleotides long. RefSeq lists its product as hypothetical. Bases 1 to 492 code for a protein of 163 amino acids. Lineage: Eukaryota; Metazoa; Nematoda; Chromadorea; Rhabditida; Strongyloididae. The record is from RefSeq and is a predicted model, not a curated record. The transcript is spliced from 2 exons.